CUUUGGAUUAUGACGCAAACAAAAAGGGACCGACAGGGCUGCAAACCCCUUGGAACAUGUUUUGCCUUAACUUUACAUGAAUGCUUACAUAUGUUGGUAAUUUAUAAAAGGAUACAUGAUCAGACGUCUCGACUGUUCUUCCGGACUACAGAUAUAACUAGGCUACUCGGAAAUGCGGCACGUGUCGACAGUCUGCCUGCUCGCGCCUGCUGUGUUGUCCCUGAUGUAGUUUGUCGCAUCUGAGUGCCUCACCUGCAGGUUUUAAGGUCGUCCUUAACCGGCUCCCAGUACCCGUCAUUACCAUAGACGCGUUAAUGUCAAAGUUGUGACAGUAAAAAGAAUAUUUUACAAUGUACCCUUCCACUUCUGUUGACGCAUGACCAAUUUGUAUCACAUUACGAUAAGGAAGUGUCAAAGACAUUUAGAGACAUCAUGCACAACUGUGCACGCUAUCUCAUCUUCUUUCAAUACAUUGGAACAAAAUACAGUGGUGUAGUGAAAAUGCCUCAACAUGAACUUGUUAAGAAAGGGGUCCAGGACCACGUGGAGGAUGCAAUAAGGAGGCUGAAGCCGAUCAACCCAGUGUCUCUGUCAGUUUCCAGCAGGACAGACAGAGGCGUCCACGCCCUCUCUAACUCCGCUCACUUUGACCUCCAACGCAAGAACGAUAAGCCGCCAUUUGCCGAAGACAUUAUUGUUCAGGCUCUUAAUAACCAUCUCAAAGAAGAGCAGAUUGGAAUCACCCGUGCCCUCCGUGUGCCUGAUAAUUUCCAUGCCCGUUUCCGUGCCAAUUCUCGGACCUACGUAUACCGGAUCGCGCUGGGAAUCCCCCACCACACUCUGCUUCCCGUCACAGAGCACCGUCUCUGCUGGAACCUCAGCAACACGGAGCUGGAUGUGGGAGCCAUGCGCGAGGCUGCCACCCUGCUGAUUGGGACUCAGGACUUCAGCACCUUCAGGGCAGUCAGCUCUGACAUCCAUUUUAAAAAUCCUGUGAAGACGCUUGAUGUGGUCAGCAUACAACCAGGAAGAUCUUUCGUACAAACACAUUUCCUCAGAGAAAUACCAUUCUGGGAGAUCACGUUUACAAGCAGAUCGUUCCUCUAUAAGCAGGUGCGAAGGAUGACGGGGGCCCUGGUGGCUGUAGGGCAGGGGAGGCUCUCAGUGCCCCAGCUGAAGGAGAUACUGUUGGCUAGGGACUCGCUCGCUUACCCACAAGCCAUGGUGGCUCCACCUGACGGCCUCUUCCUCACCAGGGUGGACUACAGAGAGACAGACCUGCAGUUUUCACAGCAGACGUCAGAGGAGCAAUGCAUCUCCAGUGGAAACUCAGAGGAAUAAUGAUUGUUUAUAAUUUCCAUAAUGCUGUGUGCAAUGUUUGUAAGAAAGUUUUGAAUGUG
Gymnodraco acuticeps is the source of this 1400-nucleotide messenger RNA. RefSeq names its product pseudouridine synthase like 1 (gene pusl1). The transcript is spliced from 8 exons. Gene Ontology annotation, molecular function: RNA binding; pseudouridine synthase activity. Lineage: Eukaryota; Metazoa; Chordata; Actinopteri; Perciformes; Bathydraconidae. The record is from RefSeq and is a predicted model, not a curated record. The coding region runs from base 433 to 1341 and encodes 302 amino acids. Gene Ontology annotation, biological process: tRNA pseudouridine synthesis.